This is a messenger RNA of Drosophila serrata, 1132 nucleotides long. It is a transcript of the gene Sr-CIII, whose product is annotated as Scavenger receptor class C, type III. Gene Ontology annotation, cellular component: membrane. Lineage: Eukaryota; Metazoa; Arthropoda; Insecta; Diptera; Drosophilidae. The record is from RefSeq and is a predicted model, not a curated record.
AGAAAUGUGGUUGUCGCCACAAUGGAAUUUCUGUGCGUUUUGUCAGCAAUCUUUGCGUAUUUCAUUCAUCAAGCAUUUGGAUUCUGUGAGAGGCCCACGGACCUUAUACAUGGCUCUGGCAGGAGUGUUUUCAAUAAUAAAUGGAUAUUUGAAUGUGAUCAAGGUUAUGCAAUUCAAGGAAGAUCAGAGGUUACUUGUAUUAAUGGUUUACUGAGAGGAGAACGACCAUUCUGUGCCAAACCUGGUUGUAAAGAACUUGAAAAUCCCAAAAAUGGAAAACUUAUCAACCCGGAAGGAUUAAAGGCAGAGAUCAAGUGCAACAACGACUACGUUUUGGUUGGUAAUAAAUUCACUUAUUGCGAUGGCAACGACUGGCAGAUCCGUUUGGGAACUUGCCAAGGUACUCAGAACUAUUCCUGCGAUUUCGAGAGAGAAGAUCUCUGCGGUUGGACUUUUCCCCAUAGUAAACCGCAACCUUGGAGCCGUAUCAGCACAUUGUUCAAUUUCCAUUCCACCAAGACGGGUUCUCAGCGAGAUCACACCUUUCAGAACAAUGGGGAAGGACACUUUAUUCGAAUGGAAACAGAGAGCGGAGCUAUGGGAAAUUAUCACUUUGAGUCUCCAGUUUUUCCGCAGCAUCUGAGCUUGGGGAAUACCACAUGUUUUCAGUUUCACUUUUUCAUGUUUGGCGAUGGAGUAGGAAGUCUGUUUGUUUCGGUGAAACCAGCGUCCAUGUCCGUUGUUGAAAUGUGGGAAAAGUUUCAGAACAACUUCACCCAAUUCCAAAAGUGUGGAAAUUUGGGCAACAAAUGGUAUGAACAUUCCAUUCCCAUUGCUGAAAUGGAUGAGGAUUUCCAGGUCGUAUUCACAGUCACGGAUGCUCAGUCUCGUUUUGGUGACAUUGCCAUCGAUGAUGUCAGGUUUCUGAUGACGGACGAAGAAUGUAAAGAAGCCUUUGUCGUAAAAGAUCCUUGCCUCCCCAAACCUACUAUUAAUAGUGGAACAAUAAACAUAAUUAAGUUGCACAUUUCUAAUUUAGCUUUCAUUAGUUUAGCAGUAUUUAUAAUGUGGCUUUAAGAUUAUAAAUCAAUGAAGAAUUUAAGCAUAUUAGCUAAAUAAGCCUAAAAGAUAA